Molecule: messenger RNA, 1065 nt
Organism: Histoplasma mississippiense
Lineage: Eukaryota; Fungi; Ascomycota; Eurotiomycetes; Onygenales; Ajellomycetaceae
Exons: 7
Coding region: 1-1065 (354 amino acids)
Molecular function (GO): arylformamidase activity
Source: RefSeq, a predicted model, not a curated record
AUGUCUUCCAUUAGGCAGAGAGCUGCUCAGUUUGCUGGAAUGUUCAGCAGUCCAAAGUCUCCCGAUGAGCUUCCCUGGGACGCUGAGAAUACAAAACUUCCUCUCCGCAAGGACCUGCCAAAAGUUCCAGGUGCUCCUGAGGGUGCAGCUUGGGUUUGGGGCAAAAAUGACAACAUUGGUAGAUUGAAUCUGCUUACUCCAUCCCGGGUCAAGGCUGCAGCCGACGAGAUCAGGACAGGGGAGGUUGUUCCUCUCAACCUUCCGUUGAACGUUCCAGAACAGCCAGGAUUUGGCCGCGAGAAAUUCGUCCACUCGAUAAAGACCCUGAUUCCAGGAAUUGCUUAUGACGACAAUUAUCAGCUCAACACGCAGAGUGGAACCCAGUGGGACGGCUUCAGACACUUUGCUCACAUCUCAUCCCAAACAUUCUACAACGGGACUAAACCAGAUGACAUUUUGGGCCCUGGCGCCAACCACAAGUGCAGUAUUCACCACUGGGCCGAACGUGGCAUCGCUGGCCGCGGUGUCCUCCUCGACUACCGCUCGUAUGCCACGGCCAACGGCAUCGAUUACGACCCUUACUCUCCGCACGCCAUCACCUUCGAAGAGCUCCAGAAAUGCGGCAAAGCCCAGGGCAUUGAUAUUCGCCCCGAAUCACAAGGCGGGGACAUCAAAGUCGGCGAUCUCCUCUUGAUCCGUUCUGGGUUUGUGGAAGCUUACUACAAACGCAGCCCCGAGGAGCGCACAAGGCUCGCCCUGCGCGGACAUAGUUCGGGCGAUGACAAGACUGAGUCAGGUGAGGAGGAGGAGUAUGCGGGAGUGGCGCAAGAGGAGGCCGUGCUUGACUGGUUGCAUGACUGUUAUUUUGCGGCCGUGGCUGGAGAUGCGCCUGCGUUCGAGCGCUGGCCCACAACUGCCAAGUACUACCUACACGAACACAUUCUAGCGCUGUGGGGAAUGCCGUUGGGUGAGAUGUGGAAUUUGGAGGCGCUGGCGAAGUGCCCCUGCAAAUGUAAAAGGUGGCGUGAGUUCCCACGCAAACGUAACCGCGAUCUUCUAAAUUGA